Cicer arietinum (chickpea) is the source of this 1889-nucleotide messenger RNA. RefSeq names its product lysine histidine transporter-like 6. Lineage: Eukaryota; Viridiplantae; Streptophyta; Magnoliopsida; Fabales; Fabaceae. The record is from RefSeq and is a predicted model, not a curated record.
UGCCACUUAUGUAGUGUGACAUUUUGUGUCCCUCAAACCUAUUCUUUGAAUUCAGCCACUUCUUUUGAAUUUGAUUUGAUUCAAAGUAAGAGGAAGCCCUUUAAGCAGCAACAAUAAAAGCAUAAGUAGCAAGAAAAAUACUAUACUAGGUGGUAGGGUGCAAAUGUUUACUACUACUACUAUUAUUAUUAUUAUUAUUGCAUCAAAUAUUUGUUACACAUGAACCUCCACUCAAUUAUAUAUAACUGAUGUACUUCACUUUGAUCCCAACAUCCUAGGACCUUCUCUUUCUCCUAUUUUCUUUGUGACUGAGUUAAAAUGGUCUCUAGUCCUUCUUUACAUUCUAAGGAAAUUCAAUCAAAUGAAAAAUUUGUGGAUAAUGGCUCCGCUCGCCGAGCGAAAUGGUGGUACUCAACAUUCCACACGGUGACAGCCAUGAUUGGCGCAGGUGUUCUCAGCCUUCCAUAUGCCAUGGUGUAUCUAGGAUGGGGUCCAGGGAUUUUGAUGUUGUUACUAUCAUGGUGUUUGACAUUAAACACAAUGUGGCAAAUGAUUCAGCUACACGAAUGUGUUCCUGGAACUCGUUUCGAUCGGUAUAUUGAUCUUGGUAGACAUGCUUUUGGACCAAAACUUGGACCAUGGAUUGUUCUCCCUCAGCAACUGAUUGUUCAAGUUGGGUGUGAUAUUGUGUAUAUGGUUGUUGGUGGGAAGUGUCUAAAGCAGUUUGUGGAGAUAGCAUGCACCAACUGUACACAAAUCAAGCAGUCUUAUUGGAUUAUGAUUUUUGGUGGAAUACAUUUUUUUCUGUCUCAGCUUCCCAAUAUCAAUUCUGUUGCUGGUGUUUCUUUAGCAGCAGCUGUUAUGUCAUUAAGCUAUUCAACAAUAGCUUGGGUGGCUUGCUUAUCUAGAGGAAGGAUUGACAAUGUUAGCUAUGCAUACAAAGAAAUCAGCAAAACUGAUUUAUUGUUCAGAAUCUUCAAUGCACUUGGUCAAAUUUCAUUUGCAUUUGCUGGGCAUGCAGUGACACUUGAAAUUCAGGCUACAAUUCCAUCAACACCUGAUAAACCUUCAAAGAUACCAAUGUGGAAUGGUGCUAUUUGUGCUUAUUUCAUCAAUGCAAUAUGCUAUUUCCCAGUUGCACUUAUAGGAUAUUGGGCUUUUGGACAAGCUGUUGAUGAUAAUGUACUUAUGUCACUUGAAAGACCUUCAUGGCUUAUUGCCUCUGCUAACUUGAUGGUAUUCAUUCAUGUUGUUGGCAGCUAUCAGGUUUAUGCGAUGCCUGUUUUUGACUUGAUUGAGAAGAUGAUGAUGAGAAGAUUGAACUUCCCUCCCGGUGUAGCGCUUAGACUUGUAGCUCGAUCCGCUUAUGUAGCUUUAACAUUAUUCUUUGGUGUCACUUUUCCUUUCUUUGGUGAUCUUCUUGGAUUCUUUGGUGGAUUUGGUUUUGCACCUACUUCAUAUUUUCUACCUAGCAUAAUGUGGUUGAUAAUCAAGAAGCCAAGAAAAUUCAGCUCCAACUGGUUCAUCAACUGGGCUGCAAUUUACUUAGGAGUGUGUAUUAUGCUGGCAUCCACAAUUGGUGGCUUAAGGAACAUUAUCACUGAUGCAUCCACUUUUAGUUUCUAUACAUAAACUACAUGAUGUUGGAAUUAUCCUCAACUGUUACCAAUGUUUUACUUUUAGUAUUAACAAUGGUUAUUGUAUUGUUAUGGUUAGUUUUAAACAACAAUAUCCCACAUAAUGCAGCAUAUGUUGAAUGGCAUGGUGUAGGAGUGAUAUCUUCAUGGGCGAAGCUGCACAUAGUUAUGGGUAGCUUUGGUUACCCAAAAGAUAUAUUGUUUUUAAAGAAUUAAGUAUAGUUUUUUAUUUAGCUAACUCAACGAUAUAAA